GAAAACUAUAAAUACUUCUCAUUCUCCCCCAUUUCGUGCCCUAGGCCUCCAAUUUCGCUUCCACCAGCCGCACCGGGCUCAUCCCAUCGAAAGGACUACGUUUCGUUCACUAUCCUCUUGAAUCUCCACCCUAAACCACAGUUUCCUUCGCGUUCUGCAGCCGAAAUCUGUAAAAAUGGUUUCUUUUUUGGUCAUUUGACUUGUUUUUGAUGAAUAGGAAGCGGCUUUGGAUCGAAGAUGGUGGAUGUUUUGUGUGAAUUGGUUGUCAUGUGCUGUGUGCUCCGGUAAUGGACGCCGUGGAAUUGCCUCUUCCGGCGCCGGUGGCGGUCCCUAAGCUUAUGGGAUCUGAGAGUUUCGGUAGAGUGGGGGUUUCAGUGAAGGGAGUAGAGGCUCGCGAGAACGACCGCGUUUCGAUUCUCGUUGGUCCUUCGAUCGAGAGAUGCAGUUCUUUGGUUGGUCACAAAGAUGCGACCAUUGCUGUCAACACUUCGGAAUCAGUUUCCUGGGACAAGAUUCCACAUAUUGAAAUAUGUCGGCGUGCUAGUCAGAUGGCCUGUCUUCAGGGUGAAGAUGCGCCUGAACAUCUUGGUUCCGAGGGCACAAAUAGUUCCUCCUUACUAAUCCCUGGGCCUGAAGGCUCCCAACUACCACGAAAAGCAGGAAAAAUUCCGAGAAGUAGUGGUCUUCCUAGUGGAUGCUUCAAGAGACCAAGGACGGCUCAAACAGAGGAUAGUACAAGACUAUCUGGGGCUGAUGAUAUGAAGGGCAUAUCAUCAUAUCCUACAAAAUGCACUUUUCCAGAGAAAAGUCAAGUGGUUAGGCAAAAGAAUAACUUCAAUGGAAAGCGAGGCGAGAAAAGAAAUUUUAAAGUUCCCACAAGAACUAAAUAUGAUUCUUUCUCUCUGAAGGCUGGAUUGACAAGCUUCAGUUCUGCUGGUGGAGGGAAUAGCAUUCUUGGAAUAUAUGGUCUGAAGUCAGAUAUUCAUGAUGUCACAAAGCUUGUAGAUGAAAUAUCGGUGAAUAGACUGCUUGAUGGCACUUACAAGUGCCCUAGUCUAGGCAAAGACAAAGGGAAGAAAGCAGUGAGUACGAAUGAAAAUAUCCUGCAUUCUGUCAGAAAGGCUUGUUCUCUUCUUCAGCUCCGGAGGCCUGUACAAUCCCAACAGUUUUCUGAGACAGAUUGCAGUUCCAACAGGAAAUUGUCCACAUGCUCAUCAAACUCUUUUUCUUGUGUAGCAAGCAAUAUUAAUGGUGAUAAAGGAGAUGCCUACAGGAUGGAUUUGUCUUCAUGCUACAAGGAUUCUUGUAGCAAGCCUGAAACUCCUUUCAAUAUGCUCGAUUUUUCAUUGCAUCAACCUAAAGAUAUUCUGGAGCGCUUGGCGCUUCCUCCGCCCAAAGAUUUGGAGUCAUUGCUCCUGGAUGCGGUCAAGCCUGCAGGAUCUUCAAAAUCUACUCCUGAUCAACGUCUAGGCAAACCAAUAUCUCACCGAGCUAACUUGCCACCUUUUCCCUGGGCACAUACAUUUUCCGGCCAUUGUAAAACUAAUUCUGAUGCAGUUAAAUUAUCUACAAGUAGGAGCACAUGCCAAGGUAGAUGGCAAAGAAUAGGGAGCACUGCUGGUUCUCUUGGGGAUGUCACUGAUUGUUUUAAAGACUUGGAAUCAUUUACUUAUGACCAGAGUCUUGUCCCUUCCCAAGGAUUGAAGUUGGGUGUCUUGGAAAAUGAGGUUGGCACAUCUGCUAGUUUUCCUCUGCAUGAUUGGUGUCCAUCAUCUUCUACAACAUGUUCUAAAGCUUCCCACCUUCCUCCUGAAUCUGCUGGCAGUCUGAAGAAUGAAGGAGAUGGUGGGCAUUCUCCAAGACUAAUAGAAGCUGCCCAGACACUUUUUAGCUUGGCAGCUCAUUCUUUGAGGCAACACCCAAAUGGAAUAAUGAAGUGGCCAAAGAAAUCAUUGCAGAAACCAAUGAAAGCUCGCAAAACCAAAUCAAACGAGAGACCUGAACAUAUAUCAGCAACAAAAUCUGUAGUGGUGUCCGACUAUGCAUCCAAAAAUACAGAGCAGAUAACGCCCUCUAAAAAGCCCAAGCUCUGUGCAACUGAGAAGAAAAAGGAUUUCGGUCACAGUAGCGCCAGAAAAGGACUAAUAAACUGGUCUACUACUCCAAGAUCAAUCAGAUCAUCCCCCAGCAAAUCGGUUAGGGAUCCCACCGGAGAUUCAAAUCAUCAUAAUGCUAGCAUUACAAAACAAUCAUGUAUGCUGCCGCCUCCUACAAGGAUUUUGGACAAGGCUGGAAACAGCCAGCAGAAGCCUAAAAGACCAGGGCCAGUGGAGUGGAGCAGAGCAGGGGACAAGCUGGACUGAUCCUCUAGCUCCUUCGACAUGGAAGCUUCUCUUCUCCUAACAAUUGUUGUGAAUUUAUUAAUCAGGGACUCUGGGGCAAUCACCAAAACCAGUUGAUUUGUAUAUAUUAUGUUGCAUUUAGAAUUGGAUUGAUGUAAGGGGUUCCACCUCAGGAGGGGCGAAUAGGGGUUUAAUGUUGUAACACUAAGUUGAAAGACAGGUUUAGGAAAGUAGGGAAACUUUGCCUUGUGUAGAGCAUUGGAUGAGGCAAUGAAAGUUUCAACGCCCCCCUCUCUUUUCUCUCUUUGACCUCUGCAACACCACCAGCUUUGCCCAUGCUGCAUCACAGGAAACCAUGGAGAAUUCAAGCGCCUUCAUCUUGUUCGAACUACAUGGAGGAAUUAAUAAAAAAAAUCAGUGUUGCUUUUGGAACCAA
Vitis riparia (riverbank grape) is the source of this 2778-nucleotide messenger RNA. RefSeq lists its product as uncharacterized. Lineage: Eukaryota; Viridiplantae; Streptophyta; Magnoliopsida; Vitales; Vitaceae. The transcript is spliced from 7 exons. Bases 288 to 2363 code for a protein of 691 amino acids. The record is from RefSeq and is a predicted model, not a curated record.